UGAAGCAACACCCAUAGCGAUGGUUGCAGGAGGAUCUUCGUCUCCCGACGCCACGAGCACAGAGGGUAGCAACUCGCCCAUUUCCGCGUUAAAUGUGCGCACUACUUGCAUCACUACCGCCCCCAAGAAGAAGCGCGUGCGGCGAGAGCAGGUGGAGCUCAAAACCCUUCGCGAACUCGCGGGAAAGCUGGAACACCGCCUGGAGCAACUAAAAAAGCGCCGAUUUACCAGUACGCCUACUACAAACCACAUCAUCAAUGGAAACGCCGGUAAUAGCAACAGCCAACAUGUAAAGUUCGGCCCCAUAUCUGUAUGGGAAGCCAUAGCUGACCGCCAAUUUAAAGAACGAGCGCGCGUUGAGAAGGAGAAUGAAAAACUCAAAGCGGUACUACGUACUCAGACGAACACUUCCCAAGUACUGCAGACCAGAGCCCAGAAGGCCCUAGGAGAUAAGGAACUGAUCGGACUCACGAUGAUGCAAUUGCAGGACAAAGGUCCUCGUUACUGGGACUUGGAUUCGGGGGAUGAGGAAGGAAUUUUUGCCGACUUGCUGGCGCUCGUCGUGAGGACACGUCUAAAGCUGCAGCAGCGCCAAGUGGAGGACCCUAGAACUGUGCUAUCCUUCGCUACUUGGAGCAUCUCAGUGGGAGAGCCGCAUGUGAGGAGGGACAGUGAAUCAGGCCUUGUUCUGGAGACGCAUGGAUGCUCUUUACUUCCUUUUAACGUGAAGACCGCAGCCGCAGCAUGCUGGAGGAUGUUCUCGCUGUCUCCAGUGAACCACAAAGUGGUUGUCAAGGACACUGGGGAGAGUGAUGUUGCGGCACGAUCGUUCACGUGCUCUUCCGUGUACCUUGGCCAGCAGGUCGACGUCCGCGGCAAGCACACGUGCCAAACAGUUCCGCGCUUUCGAAAUGGCAGCAUGGGCCAAGAAAAACUUGCGCGGGAGGCCAUUGAAUGGGCUACGAGGUCUCAUCUCAUGGUAAAUGACUGGUAUCGUCAAAAGUUGAGUGAAACUCUAGUGGAGGAAGAUUGGAAGGCAUUCCGUGGGAGCGACGGCAAGUCUACUUGUUAA
Molecule: messenger RNA, 1072 nt
Organism: Phytophthora infestans T30-4
Lineage: Eukaryota; Oomycota; Peronosporomycetes; Peronosporales; Peronosporaceae
Exons: 4
Coding region: 473-1072 (199 amino acids)
Source: RefSeq, a predicted model, not a curated record